Messenger RNA from Seminavis robusta, 3111 nucleotides. Lineage: Eukaryota; Bacillariophyta; Bacillariophyceae; Naviculales; Naviculaceae. The record is from the annotation of a GenBank genome assembly.
AGUUCACCAAUACUCCUGAGAAUCCCUACGUGAUGCCAGAGAUUGUAGAUGCUCCUCUGACAGAAAAAGGACGACAACAAGCAUUAUUACUGCAAUCAGUGGUCAAGGAAAUGUCGACCAAACCAAACCUUGUGGUGCUAUCCCCCAACUGUCGUGCGAUCCAGACCGGCCUACUGGUAUUUGAGGAGCUCCUGGAGGCAGGAAUCCCAUUUUUGGCCCAUGAAAUGGUCCGCGAAGAGACCGGCAUCCAUGUUUGUGAUAAAAGACGGCCCAAAAGUCGACAAAUGAAAGAAUUCCCACAAGUGGACUUUGGCCUCCUGGAAUCGGAUGACGAUGUCAUUUUUCGUAACGACCACCGAGAAACCAAAGCCGAAGUGGGAGGGCGCGUUUACAAGUUCAUGGAAUGGUUGUCCGGACGUGAUGAAAAGGUGGUUGGUGUUGCUUCUCACUCGGGAUGGCUCUUGACCGUCUUUAAUGGCAUUUGUGAGUGUGAUGAAAAGUUGAAGGGAUGGUUUCAAACCGGAGAAAUGAGGAGCGUCAAGCUUUCGUUCGUUCGCAAGUAAAAGUACUAGACUUCUCCAGUAUCUGGUCUUGCAACUAGCCAUGACAGCUACCUUUUAAAGUGGGCUUCCAAGAUCUAGGCACGAAAAAAAUUCGCCAAAUGAAGUUCAAUGAUUUAAUCAAUCAAAUUUAACCAAAGCCAUGAGCAAGCACAAUCAAGUCCCUUGCACCUCCUGGGUUCAAAUGCAACUUGUACGACUGUACGAUAAGACUGCACGUACCGAUACAACUGCGACCAAGCUGGCAAGCUACACUUAUGCACAUGGAUGGCAAAAUGGACCGGCUGGAACUGCGUUGAAGUCAGGAUCCUCUGUCGUGGGGCAAGCUGUGCCUACGAACAUGUCUUUUGUGGAUGGAAUGCCUUGUUGGUAGUCCAGGAGCCCCCAACUGCACAGAUUCUGGUUGAAUGUCUCCAAUCCCUGAAACAGCCCUUCAAAGCUGGUGGCAUUGGAUACAUCCCAACUGAAGCACAGAGAAUCGGUACUACAGUGUAAGUCUGGCAAAGCAACUCAAGAGAGAAUGAGAAUGCAGCAUGCAAUUCAGUGCACUCCACCUACCUGGAAUAGUCAAAUGGCACAUUGAACUGUAAAAGAGAUCACGAAAGACCGACGAGAAGUCAUCGACGCGGGUGACACACCAUUCUUCAAAGGGCCAACCGUGCAAACCCGCUGCAAUGCUGUUGGAAGCUUGAUCCAUGGAAAAGGAACCAUCUGCAAGCGCCCACGGCAAGAGAUCAAGCCAUGCGUCCUGUAGGUACGCUGUGGAUUCGAAGCAAUGUUUUCGCCGCGGUGGUACGACCACAGAAUUGCACUGAUCGGUCGAGCAACUUUCACAAGAAAGGGAAUCCCUCCUACAGGGUCUUUCCUGGCCAGGUCUGCAACCACCUUCGAAGCGUAGGUAGCCUUCCCAGUCGCGGUACGAGUAAGUUUGGCAAUGAUACGAAGAUCUGGUUGAACACUGUUGGGUCUGGUUGGUGGCCAGACCGACCAAUUCGGAAGACGCGAAGUAGUUGCACGAAAGUGUGGGGUUUGUUGGGGCCUGUGCCACAGGGGCAGCUGUUGGGUCAUCAAUGGCGGGUGGAGGGGUAGGGUCUGGAGUUGGAGCUUUUGUUGGUAGAGGAGUAGGUGUUGGUGUCGGUAGGGGGGUAGGUGGUGGUGUGAGCGCAGAAGUUGGCGGUGGAUUUGGGUCAGGAGCAGUGCAAAAAUCGCACAUGGCGUCUGAAUUACCUCCAUCAAUGUCUCCUUUAACGUCAUCGUAGGUGCAACGAAAGCUUCCAUUGACGUUAGGACAGCCAAGAGCCCGAGCUGCGUCUGUGGCACUCACGCUGUCAGAGACAAACUCACACACACCGGAAAAACGUUCGGCUUUGAAUUCGAGACCAUUCACGCCACAAACAUUCUCGCAACUCAGGAUGACAAAGAAUGUAUCAUCUUCACUGCAAGACUGCAAUUGACGAGCCUUCAAACCAGUGCUACUGGCACUUCUUGUAGCAGCGGGUGUGUUGAGCGGUUCCGUGGACGGGUUCUUCGGUUUGCGAUCAUUGUUUGAGCCUCGUAUCAAGGCACUGCCGCUUCCGAGAGAGGUUGCGGCCAGGAACAAGAGGGACGAGAGACGAGGAUUCUUCAUGGUUGCAUAAAGGAGCAAAACAAUGCAGCGGAAGUACGAAGCAUCAGCUGAAGAUUGUUGAUCGCAUUCAUUUCAUUGAUUCUCGUUUUGGUAUUGUCCAGAACCUGCAUCACAGCACCUACCAAAGAAGCUAUCACAGACAGUUCUGGGAUCUUGUUCGUUGUUGUAGAACAUGCACCCCUUCGCGGAAAUGUAAUUCUUGAAAGUUAUGUCCAGGUGAGACUUGGAUACCGGUACCUGUACCGGUACCGGUAUCCAUUCUUUAGGCUACUGGAAGUAUCGAAGGAGAUACGGUACCUACCACCGUCCUGUUGCACUGUUACAACAAGGAGUCGAAUGACAGCAGAAUUCUCAUUCUCGCUAGCUGAAGAAAAAAGGAUUCUCAAGAAUGAUGCAUCAAGUCAACUACAAGCAAGUUGCUGGGCAUAGUUGCCUUGGACUGAAUACUCAUACCUGGAGAGGGUUGCAGGCAAUGAGAACCCACAAUGAUGAGUUGAAAGACAAUUCCAACCAUGCUCUUCUUCUUGUGUCAUCACUGUCCCAGAAACCAAAAGGUAAAAAGAUUCUUAAAUUAUGAUUCAGGGAAGCAUCCAAUCUGGUUCUUUUGACUAAAAGAUUGACCAGUUUCCAGAUCCUCGCAGCAGUACAGUACACUUGUGUACCGGUCAGAAGGGUUAUUGGGGAACCACCCCCAUGUCACAGCUUGACUUCCGCACGAUCUUGCUGUGGCCUGCAGGUUUUCUUUGCAGGAGGCUUCCACCUUCAACGACUGUGGAAUAUGUUGAGUGAAAAUAGUGAGGUUUAUUAGGUAGUGACUUUGAACGUUUUCACGGCGAGACUUGCAUACAUGCACCAUAAAAAGAACGGUCUCACCUUACGCGACGGAAUGGCGCUACGUACAAUGAUCUAGUUCCUGUUGGCUGC